ACGGUGGCGAUUGUUCAUUAAAUUAACCUGUUUCUACAGAGCGGUUCGCUCAUUGUCAAUACUCUCAUCUGACCACCAACAUGCGGCACUUGACAGUCAUCACAGCUUUGAGCUCGCUGCAAGCGGCUGCCUCGGCCUGGGAUCUUCCAGAGCAAAAGCCCUUUUUCAUCCACAACUUCGCCAUUGAUGAUGUAGACAUAGUCAGUGGCAGCCAGUUCCGUGGCCUGCAGACGUAUGCCAAUCUACCAUAUGUCAAUUGCUUUGCGGACGAAGAGGCCGACCAUGGUUCGUACGACAUAGCGGUUUUUGGCGCACCGUUCGACACUGGAACAACAGGUAGACCAGGAGCCCGUUAUGGACCAAGCGGGAUAAGGGUCGGUAGCCAACGGAUCGAAGCCAGGGCCAGCUGGAAUGUAUACACCGACAAGAAUCCGUUGACAUCGUGGGCCAAAAUUGUGGACUGUGGUGAUGCACCACUGACGUGGUUGGACAACCGAGUGGCUCUCGCUCAGCUGGACAAGGCUCACAAGGUAAUAUCCGGUCGCCAUGCGGCAAAUGUCACCAAUUCGAGAACUCCGCGCAUCCUGACGCUCGGCGGCGAUCACACGACGACCUUGUCAGCAUUGCGUUCGACGCAUGCGAGAUGGGGCAAGACCUCUGUUAUUCACUUUGACAGCCACAUUGAUACAUGGGAUCCAGCUGUGCUUGGGGGCGGGCUAUCUGAUUAUGCUGGCUUGAACCACGGCACUUUUCUUCACGUUGCUCACGAAGAGGGUCUUAUCCACAACACGUCGAUACACACCGGCAUCCGGGCGCCACUGAUCCGGCGCAAGGGAGACUAUCGCAAUGACGUGCGAUGUGGCUUCACUAUCAUUACCGCCCGCGAUCUGGAUCUCCACGGGGCAGCGGGCAUCAUACAGAGAAUCAAGGAGCGUGUCGGCAAUUCUAUGGUGUAUAUCAGCGUCGACAUUGAUGUUCUCGACCCAGCGUUCGCGCCUGCGACUGGCACAGCCGAGCCAGGCGGAUGGAGCUCACGAGAACUCCUCACGGUCCUUGAUGGUCUCACUGGGCUGUCAGUGGUGGGUGCGGAUAUUGUCGAGGUAGCGCCAGCAUACGACAACAAGGGCGAAACCACCGUGCUGAUUGCUGCCGAGGUUGGCCGCUCGCUCAUCCAGCUCAUGGUCGACCAGCCUGUCAAGUCUCUUGCUGAUGAGAUCGAGACUUAGAAAGUUUCCGAAAGUCAGAGGUUCAGGGCAGCCAAAAUGCCAGGGGUGCCAGAGGCAACAGUGAGAAUGGUCGCGAAUCUCGCCGCAUGUGAGCCAGAAAUAGAUUUAUAACUCCUCCCCCACCAUUGAACAAUGAUAUAUGCUCUUCGAUGUCUCAUGCAAUUAUCCUUUUCGUGAUGAGACACGUGACACCACCACCCUUCGCUCUUGAACUUAUCGCACUAAGCCUGCGCCUUCUCAAUCCAUUCAUACUUCUCGCCC
Molecule: messenger RNA, 1487 nt
Organism: Microdochium trichocladiopsis
Lineage: Eukaryota; Fungi; Ascomycota; Sordariomycetes; Xylariales; Microdochiaceae
Product: arginase
Exons: 9
Coding region: 81-1226 (381 amino acids)
Molecular function (GO): metal ion binding; agmatinase activity
Source: RefSeq, a predicted model, not a curated record